This is a messenger RNA of Zalophus californianus (California sea lion), 2058 nucleotides long. RefSeq names its product sterol O-acyltransferase 2 (gene SOAT2). Gene Ontology annotation, biological process: cholesterol efflux; cholesterol metabolic process; cholesterol homeostasis. Gene Ontology annotation, molecular function: fatty-acyl-CoA binding; cholesterol binding; cholesterol O-acyltransferase activity. Lineage: Eukaryota; Metazoa; Chordata; Mammalia; Carnivora; Otariidae. Gene Ontology annotation, cellular component: endoplasmic reticulum membrane. The record is from RefSeq and is a predicted model, not a curated record. The transcript has 15 exons. The coding region runs from base 87 to 1661 and encodes 524 amino acids.
UGAGUGAGAUAAGAGCCGGGCAGGCAGCAAGGAGGGGAGGGAGGGAGCACUGCACAGCCGCCUGCUGCCCAGUUAGGACUCACACCAUGGAGCCAAAGGCGGCCCGACUGCGGCGGGGAGAAGGGCCCAGAGGAGAGCAACAAGAGCGACCGUCGGGAGAAGGAAACACCAAGAAGGACGGAGGCAUGGACUUGGUGCAAUGGACCCGACAUAUGGAGGCUGUGAAGACGCAGCUGCUGGAGCAAGCUCAGGGACCGCUGAUGGAGCUGCUGGAUCGGGUCCUGUGGGAGGCCGUACAAUCCUACCCACCACAAGGUGGACCUGUGCCCUCCGUUCCUCCAGAUUCCUCAAGCAAGGCCCGGGAGCCAGCCCUGGGGAAACGGAAAAUUUUCAUCAUCCGAAAGUCCCUGCUUGACGAGUUGAUGGAGGUGCAACAUUUCCGCACCAUCUACCACAUGUUCAUCGCCGGCCUCUGUGUCUUCAUCAUCAGCACCCUGGCCAUCGACUUCAUUGACGAGGGCAGGCUGAUGCUGGAGUUUGACCUACUGAUCUACAGCUUUGGACAGCUGCCCUUGGCGCUGAUGACAUGGGUCCCCAUGUUCCUGUCCACUCUGCUGGCGCCCUACCAGGCCCUGCGGCUGUGGGCGUGGCCCCGGGCUGGAGGGGCCUGGAUGCUGGGGGUGGCCCUAGGCUGCGUGCUGCUGGUCGCCCACACCGCUGUCGUCUGCGUCCUCCCGGUCCACGUGGCCCUGGAGUAUCAGCUCCCGCCCGCGUCCCGCAGUGUCCUAGUCUUCGAGCAGGUCAGGCUCCUGAUGAAGAGCUACUCCUUCUUGAGAGAGGCUAUGCCUGGAACCCUUUGUGCCAGAGUAGGUGAGGGCACGCAGGCCCCCAGUUUCUCCAGCUACCUCUACUUCCUCUUCUGCCCCACGCUAAUCUACAGGAAGACUUAUCCCAGGACACCCAAUGUCAGGUGGAAUUAUGUGGCCAAGAACUUUGCCCAGGCCCUGGGCUGCGUGCUGUAUGCCUGUUUCAUCCUAAGCCGCCUCUGCGUCCCUGUCUUUGCCAACAUGAGCCGGGAGCCCUUCAGUACCCGGGCUCUGGUGCUCUCCAUCAUGCACGCCACGUUGCCAGGCAUCUUCAUGCUGCUGCUCAUCUUCUUUGCCUUCCUCCACUGCUGGCUCAACGCCUUCGCAGAGAUGCUCCGAUUUGGAGACAGAAUGUUCUACCGGGACUGGUGGAACUCGACGUCCUUCUCCAACUACUACCGCACUUGGAACGUGGUGGUCCAUGACUGGCUGUACAGUUAUGUCUAUCAAGAUGGGCUGUGGCUCCUUGGUGGCCGGGCCCGAGGGGCUGCCAUGCUGGGUGUGUUCCUGGUUUCUGCGGUGGUCCAUGAGUACAUCUUCUGCUUUGUCUUGGGAUUCUUCUACCCUGUCAUGCUGAUACUCUUCUUUGUCAUUGGAGGGCUGAUGAACUUCAUGAUGCAUGACCGGCACACAGGCCCAGCGUGGAAUGUGCUAAUGUGGACCAUGCUCUUUCUGGGCCAAGGCAUCCAGGUCAGCCUGUACUGCCAGGAAUGGUAUGCUCGGCGACACUGCCCCCUACCCCAGACAACCUUCUGGGGGCUGGUGACACCUCGAUCUUGGUCCUGCCAUACCUAGAGAUCAGAGCACCCUCACUGCCCAGAUGAUACCACCAAGUUCUGCUCUGCCUGCAAAGCCCGGGACCAGGGUGCCUCUCCCUGCACUCCCAGAUCUAGCUCCAAGUCAAGGGGGCCUGGCAGGCAUGACCCCACCAGGGAACUCCAGGGACUGCAAUCUAUGGACCUGGAGGGCAGCUGAGCACAGACUCAGAAUGGUGGUGGCUCUUGAGCCGCCAGCUCAGAGCCCCCUCCUACCUCAUGACUGUCCAGACUUGGGAAGACUUGAAGGAUCUCACAGAUCUGGUAAUGCAGGGUGACCUAGAGAAGCUGGGGCUGCCAAGGUCUGAGAAGGGUUUGGCUUGCUCUUUGUACUGCUUCCAAUACAAUAAUAAACUGUGUCUCUUUUUAUUCCUUCA